AUGAGUUCAAAACGUGUAAAAUAUGGUAAUUGGUCACAAGAAUCAUUAAAAAUGGCAGUAAAUGCAGUUUUAGUUGAUGGUUGCUCGAAAUAUUCUGCUGCUAAACAAUAUAAAAUACCAAGACAAACACUACAUGACUAUAUAAAUCGAGCCCCUGUUGAUAAUUUUGUUAAAAAGUUACGUGCAGGACACCCAACAACACUCUCAGCUUUUCAAGAAAAAGAGCUUGUAGAAGUUCUUCUGACCAUAUCACAGAGAUUGUUUGGUUUGUCUCCAAAAGAUGUAAAACAAAUGGUAUUUCAGUUUUGUGAAGAAAAUAGAAUUAUUCACAAAUUUAAUUGUGAAACUAAGUCAGCAGGAAAAGAAUGGUUUAGGGGUUUUUUGAAACGCCAUAAUGAACUCUCUGUCAGAGUUGCUGAGUCAACGUCAUUGCAUCGAGCCAUUGGUUUUAAUAGAAUAAAAGUUAAUCGUUUUUACGAUGAACUAGAAAAAAUAAUGUUUAAUGUUAAUGGGAUGCAGAUUAUUCCACCAUCAAACUUAUUCAACGUAGAUGAAUCUGGAUUGUCUAUUUGCCAUAAACCAGGAAAAGUUGUUGCUCUUAAGGGAAAACACAGUGUUGGUGGCUUAACAAGCUCCGAAAGAGGUAAAACAAUCACAAUAGUUUGUUGCCAAUCAGCAAGCGGGUUUUUUGUCCCUCCAAUGUUGAUCUAUCCACGUAUUUGA
Messenger RNA from Hydra vulgaris (swiftwater hydra), 723 nucleotides. RefSeq lists its product as uncharacterized. The record is from RefSeq and is a predicted model, not a curated record. Gene Ontology annotation, cellular component: nucleus. Gene Ontology annotation, molecular function: DNA binding. NCBI's taxonomy places the organism in Eukaryota, Metazoa, Cnidaria, Hydrozoa, Anthoathecata, Hydridae.